This is a messenger RNA of Entamoeba histolytica HM-1:IMSS, 531 nucleotides long. RefSeq lists its product as uncharacterized. NCBI's taxonomy places the organism in Eukaryota, Evosea, Mastigamoebida, Endamoebidae. Bases 1 to 531 code for a protein of 176 amino acids. The record is from RefSeq and is a predicted model, not a curated record. The transcript has 2 exons.
AUGAUAGGACAUGGUUGUAUUUGUUUUUAUAAUCAAAUAUCUUCCAAACAUGCAUUGGGAGAUUACUCUGUUUCAAGCUUAUCUUUAAUUUGUGGAGUUGUAGCUGUUAUAGUAGCAAUUAUUGUAUUUUAUUUAUAUCAAAUUCACUCAUCACCAUCAUUUAUUAUUGCAUUUUCUUUAUUAUUUAUAACAACUCUAUUAAUGUCUACAGUUACUUUUAUUGCAUUCAUUGAUACUUAUUCUGUUCGUUCAUUAGUUAAAGAAAAUACCUCAAAGAUGAUGUCAUUAGAGUAUGAAUUUGAAUGUUGUGGUUAUAAAUCCCAACGAGAGUAUUGUCAGUAUUUACAUAAACCAACUUGUUAUUCGAGAAUUGUUAAACCAUUUAUGACGUUUAGAAUGUUAUGUUCCAUUGCAUUUUUCUCUUUGUUAAUAGAAACUAUAUCAUUUGGAAUAUUUCUUUGCUUAUGGUUUGAUGGACUUGAAGCACAACCACAAGAUAUGAUCACUUUACAUAUUUCACGUGUUGAUUGA